Messenger RNA from Perkinsus marinus ATCC 50983, 1584 nucleotides. RefSeq lists its product as hypothetical. The record is from RefSeq and is a predicted model, not a curated record. The transcript has 3 exons. Bases 1 to 1584 code for a protein of 527 amino acids. Lineage: Eukaryota; Perkinsozoa; Perkinsida; Perkinsidae.
AUGCAGAAACUCUACUCGGCAGAGAACGUUACUGUCUCUCACAGUGACGAGGACGUAAGAGAUAAAUCAUAUCCGUCAAGCAGCUCGACAACACCCGCCGGUCCGGACCAUAUCGCUGACUAUGCGGAUUGUAACCUCGACCCUCUACCGUUACCAGAGCCGAUCACCUUCGACGAAGUACAUCACGCAGCAUCACGAUUAAAAAAAGGGAGAAGCCCUGGAGUGGACGGCAUCAGCAGCGACCUGAUCCGUCAAAGCGAGGUGCUCCAACGGUGGGUAUACGAGUUAUGUUCGAAGUGUUUUGAGGUUGAAAGCCAACCCAGCGAGUGGCUAAGGAGCAAAGUGACGCUCACCAAGAAGGCUGGCAAACCCCCAAAUGAGGUGGGCUCAUAUAGGACAGUCAUGGCACAGGUAUCGGCGGCAAAAGUGUACUCAGCGGUGGUAUUAGAACGCAUAAGUGAGCACCUGGAUUCGCGGCUACAUCACUCACAGUGCGGUUUCCGGAAAUCCCGAUCCACUACAGAAGUCAUCCACGCAACAAACAUUCUACGUGAUGGUUGCCUGGCACACGGAAGGUCACUUUGCCUAUUGGUGGCUGACUGGCAACGAGCUUUUGACAAGCUAGAUCGCCAGUAUAUGAUGAAAUGCCUGCGAGCAGCCGACCUACACCCCAAAUACUUGAGGAUAAUAGACCAGAGCUAUAACGAAGCAGUUGCCUGUCUCACACUUGGCGGCGAAACAUGUGAAGUAAAGCUAUCCUCUGGGGUCAAGCAGGGAGAUGUAUGGAGCCCAAUCAUCUUCGUAACAUCACUAGACGAAGUUCUCCGCCGUAGCAUCAUAUCUGCUGGCCAUGGAUUUCGACUUACUAAGGAAGACUACCACCACCGCCGAUAUACUCGCUUCGCAGCGAGAUCCGCCAUAUUACAGGAACCAAUUGGAUGUAUAUGCUUUGCAGAUGACGUCACAGCUCCAUCAGAAAGUAUCGAAGACAGCGAAAAAGUCCUCAGGGCUCUUGAGAUUGAAGGUCAGCCUGCCAACCUUACACUUGGUAUUGGGAGCACCGGCUGUAAAACUAAGAGGCUCCUCAUUAACUGCAAGCAACCGACAUCCCAUGGACGAGUCGAUGUGGUUAAGAAGUUCCGGCAGCUGGGAGUCUUGAUAACAGAUGCGCCCGGAUACGGAGGAGCGGUAAAAGACAGAAUUCGUACUGCAGGUGCGGCCCUGCACAAACUCCGGGACAUAUGGAAGUCCCAUGAUAUCGGACUGGAUGGAAAGAUGAUAAUCAUGAGAUCUGUGGUAUUUGCUUCACUAUUCUAUGGUUCGGAAGCACUAGCGAUCAAUAAGGAAGAGGAACAGAUGUACAGAACGUUUUACCAUAUAUGUCUGAGGCGAGUAUUGGGCGUGGCUCCAAUGACCAGGCUAUCAUCACGCAGCUCCAGAAGAGCCGGCAGGCCCCGACAGACAUGGAUCGAACUGGUGAAACAAGAUAUGAACGAUUCUAAGAGCACAUACUUGCGUUUGAACUUGUUUACGCAACUCGAGUUCGCCAAUGGAAAUGUGAAGGUGCGAGAGCCAUGCAUAUGA